Messenger RNA from Tigriopus californicus, 1065 nucleotides. RefSeq names its product flagellar calcium-binding protein-like. Gene Ontology annotation, molecular function: calcium ion binding. The transcript has 4 exons. The coding region runs from base 223 to 867 and encodes 214 amino acids. The record is from RefSeq and is a predicted model, not a curated record. Lineage: Eukaryota; Metazoa; Arthropoda; Copepoda; Harpacticoida; Harpacticidae.
CUUCUUCUUAAUGUCCUUCCUGUGCCACGUCGACCAGAAUGGUAAUUCAUCUCGAGGCAGCUUUCUUUCUUUGUAACUCUCUCUUAGUCCAACACCCUCCGUUUCCGGCCAUCUCGACCGAUUGGUUGUCCUGGAAAUUAUCGUCCUGAAACCACCGGUGUAAAGAUCACGAACAGAUCUGUCUUUACCUUGAUCCAUCCUUAUCCUCUAUCAUUUCGCGAAAUGUGCUCGUUUUUGCCGUGUUCAGGAGUCGACACUCACGAGAACCACGUGACGACGGCCAAUUCAACCAACUCUGAGCGAUCCUCAAAAAUGGUCGAAGCCACCGAUAUUGAUUGGGAGACCAUUAAUGAGAAGCUACCAUUCGAGCGAACUGAUGAAGCAAAAGAGAAGCGGAGGACUCUCUUCAAGGAGUUUGAUCCCAACGAUAAUGGAUAUCUUUCCCUCGCCGAGGUGGAUCGCGGCGUUCGCGACGUCUUGGGAAUUGAGGAGGUCUUCAAUUGCAAGCCGGCCGUCAAUCGAGCCUUUCAUUUCGCCAAAAAGGCCUCUCAAGGCGAUGAUAAGUAUGGACCCGACUAUUUGGAGUUUCGCGAGUUCCGCCUCUUUCUCCAGACUUUGAGACAGAACUUUGAGUACUUCCAAGCCUUUGCCAGAAUCGACACUGGCGAUGACAACCGCGUGUCCAAGGAAGAGUUCUGCGACGACAAGAUCAAGGACACUAUAAAGAAAUGGGUGGGCGAUGUGGACGACAUGGAGGCCGAGUUCGAUGCCAUCGACAAAAACGGAGGCGGACAGAUCUUGUUCUCGGAGUUCGUGGAUUGGGCCUUGGAGAAGAAUCUUGAUCUAGAGGAUGACAUCGACCCUUGAAUGUUUUCUUGCGAGUCCCACCCGGAUCACGAUGGUCAGUCCAACACCUGCCAAUCCCGCAUCUUUGCAAGCAUACAUAUUACUCUUAAUACUUCUACUACUGAGUGUCACUUUUACUCGUCAACUUCAGCUUUAAAUUGUAAGUGUAUUGGCAAGGUACUGCAUAUGUGAUGAAAUACAAGGAACAGCACCCCAGUU